Messenger RNA from Perognathus longimembris pacificus (Pacific pocket mouse), 1605 nucleotides. It is a transcript of the gene Hhla1, whose product is annotated as HERV-H LTR-associating 1. The transcript is spliced from 17 exons. The record is from RefSeq and is a predicted model, not a curated record. NCBI's taxonomy places the organism in Eukaryota, Metazoa, Chordata, Mammalia, Rodentia, Heteromyidae. The coding region runs from base 1 to 1605 and encodes 534 amino acids.
AUGCCCCGUUUCCUGGUGUGUGGUCCUCCAGUGAGGUUGUGCAUGGGCAUCGCCUGUGUCCUGGCCCUCUCAAACGCAGUGCCUGGUCUUAAAGGAGAACACAAGCAAGAAAAGGGAACGUCUUUCCUACCUGCAGCAGGGUCUGUCCUCAGGGAAGAGAAGAAGGAAGAGGCGAUGACAUUUCUUGCUGCCACGGAGCUCCCUGCAAAGUCUGUUGAUCUGUCUGCACUCAACCUGACGGAGCUUGUGAAUGGGAUGCUGAGUAGAGCUUUGAAAGAGAGCAAGAAGUUCUUCUCCUUGCUGACUGUUACAUCCUACAGUUCCUUCGCCUUUCACAAGGUGUCCAUCGCCAUAUACAACAUCUCCAACCCCAAGACAGUGGACUCCGCCAAGUUCCCCACCAGGUACUGCUACUGCUUAAACAACCGGACCAAUGACUUGUCAGAUUUCACAGCCUUGCUGGUGGACAUCAUUGGAAAUUCGACCAGCUACCUCACCGAGAUCUUUAAGUCCACCUCCAUCCUCUCAGUGAGUCAAACCAAUGAAUCCAACUGCAUCUUCAUCUGCGUGAUGGCGGGGAGGUCCGGAAGGAAUCUUUCUGACUUCUGGGAGAUGGCAGAAAGAUCCCCCGUUAUCAAUUACACCUUCACCAGCAGCGUGGCCAUGGCUGGCGUCCUGGGUUCCGCUACCAGGAAAACAGCCGAGACCUCCAGACCCACAACCCAAAGCCGACAGACACUACGGAAAGCGAGCCUCCCAACCUGGACCCAGAGCUCACACGGGGAGUCUGCUCCAAGGACUUUCCUAUGGGCAGAGACAAGCUCUCCUUCUGAGAGACAGGCGGUAGGGGGCCCAGCGAGGCUGAUUCCCACUCAGGCCACGGGCACACAGAGGAUUGCCUCUCACUCCCACCCAGCUUCCGCCACUAACACCACCACGGGGAUCAAUUUGCCAGAACCUGAAGAAAAUGUUCUACGCUACGGGGAAGGUGACGGCAACACCACAGGAGACAGCCGGCAGCCGGGCACGCGCUUCCACGUCACCAGUGGCCAGGGCUCAGACCACGGAGAGCACACCUGGAGGUCCCCCCCGGACAGCCCACGCCCCCACACCCUGGGCAGCUCCCACGGAUGCCCAGGAGGCCACAGGCUUGGCAGAGUUGUGGGCCGAGUCCGGCAGCGCCACCCAGCCCAGUCCAGUCGCAGAAACAGCCACCCCUGCUACACAGACUCCAAUCCCAACCAAGGCACCAGCCCCCAGAGAUCCCCAGAUGGAUGCUGUUCCUGCAAGAUGGCCGCCCACCCCUGGGGAAGAGCCAGGGGGUGUCCCCGGCUGCCCCUCAAAGAGGGGCCCACGACAGCUGCGCCUGCCCCUGUGGUCAUCCAGAAGCUCCACCCCUGCCUAAUGGAGCUGUGCCACUACUUCCAGCGGUGCCUCUGCGGGAGCCACAGGAGAGAUUCCAGCUUGAGGACCGUGAGGUACUGUCUAGAAUCCUACUCUUGGUUUCUAAAGAAUGCAACGUUGAUCUGUGGGAGAGUGAAGAGAGUCUCCCACUCACACACCUUGAAGCAGAAAUGCCUUGAGAAUGUCUGCAAAUCCGUGUGA